AUGGACAAGCCACUCAAUGUCGGCUUCAUAGGCCUCGGCGCCAUGGGCUAUCCUAUGGCAGCCAACCUAGCCACCAAGCUGCCAGAGGGCUCAAAAGUCUACGUCUUUGACAUCUUCAAAGGUGCUCUGGAGUCCUUCACCAAGUCCCAUCCCACAUCGAGCGAGAUCUGUGAUUCUCCCAGAGCCGUCGCCGAGCAUGCGGAAAUAAUCCUCACCAUGGUUCCCGAAGGCUCUCACGUCCGCUCCGUCUACCUUGACCCCAACACCGGCAUCCUCACCCACCCCUCCCUCGCCUCCCACCUGCUCAUCGACUGCUCCACAAUCGACACCGAGACAUCUUCCCUCGUUCACUCCCGCAUAGCCUCGCGCAGUCCAACGGCAAGCUUCUUCGACGCCCCUGUCUCAGGCGGAACCCUCGGAGCCGAAAAAGCCACCCUAACCUUCAUGCUCGGCAGCUCCGAGUCCUCUCCCCAGUUUCCUCUGCUCAACUCCCUGCUCACGCUCGCUACGGCCGAGGCGAUGAAUAUCGGGAUGCGGUCGGGGAUGGAUCCCAGGCUGCUUGCCAAAGUGUUCAGCAGUAGUACGGCACAGAGCACGAUUUGUGACAAGUGGAACCCGGUGCCGGGCGUGGUGCCCGAGGCGCCGAGUAGUAAUGGGUAUAGGGGGGGGUUCAAGGUGCAGCUGAUGAAGAAGGACUUUGGGCUCGCGGUCGAGGCGGGGAGGGGGAGUGGGAGCGAAGAUGGUGCUGGGAGAGGUGGGGUUGAGGGGUGUUCAGGUGGUUGGGGGGGUGAUGAGGAGUGGGAGGAGAAGUUGGCGAAGAAGGGGUAG
This is a messenger RNA of Penicillium maclennaniae, 828 nucleotides long. Its product is annotated as putative 3-hydroxyisobutyrate dehydrogenase. Lineage: Eukaryota; Fungi; Ascomycota; Eurotiomycetes; Eurotiales; Aspergillaceae. Gene Ontology annotation, biological process: L-valine catabolic process. The coding region runs from base 1 to 828 and encodes 275 amino acids. Gene Ontology annotation, molecular function: 3-hydroxyisobutyrate dehydrogenase activity; NAD binding; NADP binding. Gene Ontology annotation, cellular component: mitochondrion. The transcript has 4 exons. The record is from RefSeq and is a predicted model, not a curated record.